Molecule: messenger RNA, 444 nt
Organism: Ostertagia ostertagi
Lineage: Eukaryota; Metazoa; Nematoda; Chromadorea; Rhabditida; Trichostrongylidae
Source: the annotation of a GenBank genome assembly
AUGGCGGACGGUAUGUUUGCAAGUGCCGCCGUGGAUAUGAAGGAGACGGUAUCCAAAACUGUAAAGAAGUCAUCAGCACAAAUGUUACGUUUACCUCCACCACCAGCAGCACCGUGGUCACCACGUCAACAACCGACGGCGCUUACGGGAGUCAUCAGGGAGAUCGACGAGAACGAGGUUGUUGAACUGAUACCUGGUGACACACACCAGAAGACGACCACAUUGAGGACGUCGUCAAAAGGCCCUGAGCUCUACCGUCGAGCCAUAACGCCUUACGCUUCCACGCCCUCACUCACCAUCGAUCAUGAUCGAAAUCACACCACUAUCAGCACUUCGAUUCCUCCAAGCACCACCAUCCAUUCUACAUCUCACAUUCACGAAUCAAGCACUAAACCGACUGAAACUGAAAGCAGUACAGUCAGCACUGUAUCAGGUAUACCGACA